GCGGCGCCGGGCGGCACGUGACUGGGGGGCCGUAUUGGUCGCGGCACUAGCGCAGCCACUGGGCGCGGGUGGGGUUGCCGGUAGCGGGAUUGAAGCAUAAGCGGUUGCGGAGAUGGGUUCUGUUAAAUGCAACGAUGCACAAAAAAGGUUUGACGAGACAACUCCAACUUACUGAGUUUGCAACAAAGUCUUUGUUUCUAAAACAACAAACUUCUGAACAACCAAAGAACAGUUUUCAGUGAUGGCUGCUUUCUACUCCUUCCCGCAUCUCUCUGACUGAUGACCUGGGCACACUUAAUGCAAAACGAAUGAGAAUAGGAACUGAAGGGCUGAGGGUAGCCCAGGAUGGCUGCAGCUUCAUAUGACCAGUUGUUAAAGCAAGUUGAAGCAUUAAAGAUGGAGAACUCUAACCUUCGACAAGAGCUAGAGGACAACUCAAAUCACCUAACAAAGCUGGAAACUGAGGCAUCUAACAUGAAGGAGGUGCUGAAACAGCUACAAGGAAGUAUUGAAGAUGAGACAAUGGCAUCCUCUGGACAAAUUGACUUAAUGGAACGACUUAAAGAACUGAACUUGGAAAGUAGUAACUUCCCUGGAGUGAAGUUAAGGCCAAAGGUGUCUAUGCGUUCAUAUGGGAGCUGGGAAGGGUCUGUGUCAAGCCCUUCAGAAGAGUGCAGUCCUGUUCCCGUAGGAUCAUUUCCAAGAAGAGGAUUUAUGAAUGGAAGCAAAGAAAGCACUGGUUAUUUAGAAGAGCUAGAAAGAGAGAGAUCUCUGUUGCUUGUGGAGCUUGAGAAGGAAGAGAAAGAAAAGGACUGGUAUUAUGCUCAGCUUCAGGACCUUACUAAAAGGAUUGAUAGUAUCCCCCUUACUGAAAAUUUCUCCUUGCAAACAGAUAUGACCAGAAGGCAGUUAGAGUAUGAGGCAAGGCAAAUCAGAGCUGCAAUGGAAGAACAACUAGGUACUUGUCAGGACAUGGAGAAGCGAGCACAGGUAAGGGUGAUGAGGAUUCAACAAAUAGAGAAGGAUGUUCUUUGUAUACAACAGCUCCUGCAAUCACAAGCAGCUGAAGCAGAGAGGGCACCUCAAAGCAAGCAUGAUGUGGGUUCCCAUGAUACAGAGAGGCACAAUGAAGGUCAAGGAACAGCAGAAAUCAGCAUAGCAACUACUGGUACUGGUCAGGGUUCUGCUGCUCAAAUGGACCAUGAGACAGCCAGUGUUAUGAACUCUAGUAAUAACUAUUCUGUUCCUCGCAGACUGACAAAUCAUCUGGGUACCAAGGUGGAAAUGGUGUAUUCAUUAUUGUCAAUGCUUGGUACUCAUGAUAAAGAUGACAUGUCACGAACAUUGCUAGCGAUGUCUAGCUCCCAAGACAGCUGCAUAGCUAUGCGUCAGUCUGGAUGUCUUCCUCUCCUCAUCCAGCUUUUACAUGGCAAUGAUAAAGACUCUGUGUUGUUAGGAAAUUCCCGUGGUACUAAAGAGGCCCGUGCCAGAGCCGGCGCAGCACUGUAUAACAUCAUUCACUCCCAGCCCAAUGAUAAGCGAGGCAGACGGGAAAUCCGUGUGCUUCAUCUCUUGGAACAAAUCCGUGCUUACUGUGAAACGUGUUGGAAAUGGCAGGAGCCACAUGAAGAAGGCAUGGACCAAGACAAAAACUCAGUGCCAGCUCCAGUUGAUCAUCAAAUCUGUCCUGCAGUGUGUGUUUUGAUGAAACUUUCAUUUGAUGAAGAACACAGGCAUGCCAUGAAUGAGCUUGGAGGUUUGCAGGCCAUUGCAGAACUGUUGCAAGUGGAUUGUGAAAUGUAUGGACUUACAAAUGACCACUAUAGUGUUACAUUAAGGAGGUAUGCUGGAAUGGCUCUGACAAACUUGACUUUUGGAGAUGUGGCAAACAAGGCUACAUUAUGUUCUAUGAAGGACUGUAUGAGAGCUCUUGUAGCCCAACUGAAGUCUGAAAGUGAAGACUUGCAGCAGGUCAUUGCAAGUGUUUUGAGGAACUUGUCCUGGCGAGCAGAUGUAAACAGUAAAAAGACUCUACGUGAAGUUGGAAGUGUGAAAGCAUUGAUGGAAUGUGCUUUAGAAGUUAAGAAGGAAUCCACCCUAAAAAGCGUUUUGAGUGCCUUAUGGAAUUUGUCAGCACACUGUACUGAGAACAAAGGUGAUAUAUGUGCUGUUGAUGGUGCUCUUGCAUUUCUAGUUGGUACCCUGACAUACCGGAGCCAAACAAACACUUUAGCCAUUAUAGAAAGUGGAGGAGGAAUAUUAAGAAAUGUUUCUAGCUUAAUUGCUACUAAUGAGGAACACAGGCAAACCUUGCGAGAGAACAGCUGCUUACAAACCUUGUUACAGCAUUUGAAGUCACACAGUUUGACAAUAGUCAGCAAUGCAUGUGGGACCCUGUGGAAUCUUUCUGCACGAAAUGCAAAAGAUCAGGAGGCACUGUGGGACAUGGGAGCAGUGAGCAUGCUCAAAAAUCUCAUUCACUCAAAACACAAAAUGAUAGCAAUGGGCAGUGCUGCAGCUCUAAGAAACCUGAUGGCAAAUAGGCCAGCAAAAUACAAGGAUGCCAACAUUAUGUCUCCAGGAUCAAGCUUACCAUCUCUUCAUGUUAGAAAACAAAAGGCACUGGAAGCAGAAUUAGAUGCUCAGCAUUUAUCAGAGACUUUUGACAACAUAGAUAAUUUAAGCCCAAAAGCAUCUCACCAUAAUAAGCAGAGACAUAAGCAAAAUAUAUACAAUGAGUAUGUUUUGGAUUCCAGUCGACAUGAUGAUGGGAUUUGCAGAUCAGAGAGUUUUAAUACUGGUCAUAUGACUGCACUUUCACCAUAUUUAAAUGCUACAGUAUUGCCUGGCUCCUCUUCCUCUAGUAGAGGAAACAUAGAAAACUCUCGAUCUGAGAAAGACAGAAGUUUUGAUAGGGAUGGAGCAGUAGAUUUAAAUAGCUAUCAUCCAGUUACAGAGAAUACUGGGAACUCCUCUAAGAGAACAGGAAUGCAGAUUACUGCUGCAGCUCAGAUUGCCAAAGUUAUGGAAAAAGUAACAAGCAUGCAUAUUCCACAAGAAGACAGAAGUUCUUGUUCCACUUCUGAAAUGCACUGUUUGACAGAAGACAGAAAUGUCCCAAGAAGAACAGCUGCUGCCCAUACUCACUCAAAUACAUACUUUCCUAAAUCUGAGAAUUCAAACAGGACAUGUCCUACGCUUUAUACAAAAAUGGAAUACAAGAGAGCUUCAAAUGAUAGUUUAAAUAGUGUCAGCAGCAGUGAUGGCUAUGGUAAAAGAGGCCAAAUGAAACCUUCUGUUGAAUCUUACUCGGAAGAUGAUGAAAGUAAAUUUUGUAGUUAUGGUCAAUACCCAGCUGACUUGGCACAUAAGAUACAUAGUGCAAAUCAUAUGGAUGACAAUGAUGAAGAGCUAGACACUCCUAUUAAUUAUAGUCUUAAAUAUUCAGAUGAACAGUUAAAUUCUGGAAGGCAAAGUCCCUCUCAGAAUGAAAGAUGGGCAAGGCCUAAGCAUAUAAUAGAUGAUGAAAUAAAACAAAAUGAACAAAGGCAGUUAAGGAGCCAAAAUGCAAUUUAUUCCACAUACACUGAAAGUGGAGAUGAUAAGCACAUGAAAUAUCAGUCACCUUUUGGACAGCAAGAGUGUGUUUCUUCUUUUACAUCAAGAGGAUCCAAUGGUUCAGAGCAGAGCAGAGUAGGCUCAGCUCUUGGAAUGAAUCAGAAAGUAAACCAGUCCUUGUGCCAGGUUGAUGAUUAUGACAAUGAUAAGCCAACCAACUAUAGUGAACGCUACUCUGAGGAGGAACAACACAAAGAGGAAGAAGACAGACCAACCAAUUACAGCAUAAAGUACAAUGAAGAGGAACAUCAUGUUGAUCAGCCUAUUGAUUAUAGUCUAAAAUAUUCAACAGAAAUUCAUCCCUCUUCUCAGAAGCCAUCUUUUGCUUUUUCAAACAGUUCAUCAGUGCAAAGCACUAAAACUGACCAUAUUUCCUCAAGCUGUGGGAACAUAUCAACCCCUUCAGGUAGUUCAGAGAGACAGAAUCAGCUUCACCCAAGUUCUGCACAGAGUAGAAGCAGUCAUGCUCAAAAGACUGCCUCCUGUAAGACUCCCUCUAUUAAUCAGGAAACUAUACAAACUUACUGUGUGGAAGAUACACCAAUAUGUUUUUCAAGGUGUAGCUCUUUGUCGUCUUUGUCAUCAGCUGAAGAUGAAAUAGGACGUGAUCAAUCCACGCAUGUGACAGAUGCUAAUAAAACAUUACAGAGAGCAGAACUAAAGGAAAACAAUGGGAUUCUGUCUACAGAAGGUGCAGUAAGUGAAGUUGCAUCAGCAUCUCAGCACAUCAGAACAAAAUCUAGUAGACUUCAGACUCCUAGUUUAUCUCCUUCCGACUCUUCUAGACAUAAAGCUGUUGAAUUUUCUUCAGGUGCCAAAUCUCCCUCAAAGAAUGGUGCACACACUCCUAAAAGUCCACCAGAACAUUACGUGCAGGAGACUCCACUCAUGUUUAGCAGAUGUACUUCUGUAAGUUCCCUGGAUAGUUUUGAAAGCCAUUCAAUUGCUAGUUCAGUUCAAAGUGAGCCUUGCAGUGGAAUGGUAAGUGGUAUUAUAAGUCCCAGUGAUCUUCCAGACAGCCCUGGACAAACAAUGCCUCCAAGCAGAAGUAAAACUCCACCCCCUGCUCAAGGAGCUCAAGUAAAGAAGGAAGUAGCUAAAGGCAAAGUACCUAAUGCAGAAAAGAGAGAGUCUGGUCCUAGACAGGUAGCUGUAAAUGAAGCUGUUCAAAGAGUUCAGGUACUGCCAGAUGCUGAUACAUUAUUACAUUUUGCCACAGAAAGUACACCAGAUGGAUUUUCUUGCUCUUCUAGCCUAAGUGGUCUGAGUCUUGAUGAACCGUUUAUACAGAAAGAUGUAGAGUUAAGAAUAAUGCCUCCUGUACAUGAAAAUGAACAUGGAAAUGAAGCAGAACCUGAACAGCCAGAUGAUACAAAGGAUAACCAAGAGAAGAAAGCAGAGAAGCCUACUGAAGCAGAAAAAGACAUUAUGGAUGAUUCCGAUGAUGAUGAUAUUGAAAUAUUGGAAGAAUGUAUUAUAUCUGCAAUGCCAACAAAAUCUUCACGUAAAGCCAAAAAGCCUUCUCAAGCAUCUGCUUUAAAAAUACCUCCUCCUGUAACCAGAAAGCCAAGCCAACUGCCAGUUUACAAACUUUUGCCUUCACAAAAUGGAUUGCAAUCCCAAAAGCAUGUGAGUUUUACACCUGGAGAUGAUAUGCCAUGGGUAUAUUUUGUUGAGGAUACACCAAUAAAUUUUUUAACAGCUACAUCUUUGAGUGACCUCACAAUAGAAUCACUACCAAAUGAGUUGGCCAAUGUAGAGAAUGUGGGUACAAGGGCAGAGUCAGGGGAUUUUGAAAAGAGAGACACCAUUCCUACAGAAGGUAUAAGUACAGAUGACUCUCGGAGAGCAAAAAGCUCAACUAGGACUGCCCCAGGACUGGAUGAUGACAAAACAGAAGAGGGUGAUAUUCUGGCCGAAUGCAUUAACUCAGCUAUGCCAAAAGGAAAAAGUCACAAACCUUUCAGAGUGAAGAAGAUAAUGGAUCAAAUUCAACAAACAUCUUUAUCUGUAAGUAACAAAAAUCAGUCAGAAUGUUAUAAAAAGAAGCCAACAUCACCAGUAAAGCCCAUUCCCCAAAAUAAUGAAUAUAGAGCACAUGUAAGAAAAAACACAGAGCCUAAAAGCUAUAUUAAUAAUGAAAGAAGCUAUUCAGAGAACAGAGACACAAAGAAACAGAAUCUUAAAAAUAAUUCAAGAUAUUUUAAUGACAAACUUCCAAAUAAUGAAGAGCAUGUAAAAGGAAGCUUUGCAUUUGAUUCCCCUCAUCAUUACACGCCUAUUGAGGGAACUCCUUAUUGUUUUUCACGGAAUGAUUCUCUAAGUUCUUUAGAUUUUGAUGAUGAUGAUGUUGACCUUUCAAGGGAGAAGGCAGAAUUGCGAAAAGGAAAAGCAAAGGGAACAGAAACUGAAGACUGCACUAAUACAGAACAGCCUUCAAAUCAGCAACCAAGUAAUAGGACACAAGUUUGUCAAAAAUACCCAACAGGCAGAAGCCAACCUAAAACUUUCUCUCAGUCAACUAAAGAUAUUCCAGACAGAGGAGCAGCUACAGAUGAGAAAAUACAGAAAUUUGCUAUUGAAAACACACCUGUAUGUUUUUCUUGCAAUUCAUCUCUUAGUUCCCUCAGUGAUAUUGAUCAAGAAAACAACAAAGAAAGUGAACGUGCAAAACAAACUGAGGCUCCUGAUUCACGGAUAGAAUCAAAUAGACCUCAGACUUCUGGUUAUGCACCUAAAGCAUUUCAUGUUGAAGAUACUCCUGUAUGUUUCUCUAGAAACAGCUCUCUCAGUUCUCUUAGUAUUGACUCAGAAGAUGAUCUGUUGCAAGAAUGCAUUAGUUCUGCUAUGCCUAAAAAGAAAAAACCCUCAAAAGUAAAGAGUGAAAGUGAAAAAAAUAAUUCCAGAAAUAUGGGUGAUAUAUUGGCAGAAGAUUUAACACUGGAUUUGAGAGAGAUACAGAGGCCAGAUUCAGAACAUGGUUUCUCACCUGAUUCAGAGAACUUUGAUUGGAAAGCUAUACAAGAAGGUGCAAAUUCUAUAGUUAGUAGCUUGCAUCAAGCUGCAGCUGCUGCAUCACUGACUAGACAAGCUUCAUCAGACUCUGACUCUAUCCUUUCAUUAAAAUCUGGUAUUUCUCUAGGAUCACCAUUUCAUCUUACCCCAGACCAAGAAGAAAAGCCUUUUACUAGUAAUAAAGGUCCAAGAAUUCUUAAGCCAGGAGAGAAGAGUACAUUGGAGUCUAAAAAAGUAGAAUCUGAAAAUAAGGGAAUCAAAGGAGGAAAAAAGGUAUAUAAAAGUAUAAUUACAGGAAAAGCUUGCUCCAAAUCAGAAGUUUCAAGUCAGUUAAAGCAACCACAGCAAACAAGUAUGACUUCAAUUUCACGUGGUAGGACAAUGAUUCAUAUUCCUGGAGUUCGAAAUAGUUCCUCAAGUACUAGUCCUGUUUCCACAAAAGGUCCCCCACUAAAAAAUACAAACUCCAAGAGUCCCAGUGAAGGCCAAAGUUCCAUUACUUCUUCAAGAGGAGUCAAGUUAUUAGUGAAACCUGAGUCAGCUCCUGUAACUAGGCAACCAUCUCAACAGAGCGGAUCAAGUAAAGGACCUUCUAGAUCAGGAUCUAGAGACUCCACUCCUUCUAGACCUCAACAGCAGCCAUUAAGCAGGCCUCUGCAAUCUCCAGGUCGAAACUCAAUUUCCCCAGGAAGAAAUGGUAUAAGUCCUCCCAACAGACUUUCUCAGUUGCCAAGGACAUCAUCUCCUAGUACAGCUUCAACUAAAUCUUCAAGUUCAGGAAGAAUGUUAUAUACAGCACCAGGCAGGCAGAUGAGCCAGCAAAACCUUACAAAGCAAACUGCCUUACCUAAGAGUACCAGUGGCAUUCCCAGAAGUGAGUCUGUUUCAAAAGGAUUAAACCAAAUUCUCAAUAGUGGUGGAUCAAACAAAAAGGCUGAACUAUCCAGAAUGUCAUCCACAAAAUCUAGCGGAAGUGAAUCUGACAGAUCUGAAAGACCUGUUCUGGUUCGUCAGUCAACUUUUAUUAAAGAAGCUUCAAGUCCAACUCUAAGACAGAAAUUAGAAGAGUCUGCUUCAUUUGAAUCUCUGUCUCCUUACAGGCCAGGCUCUCCCACUAGGUCCCAAAUACAGACUCCAGUUUUAAGUCCAUCUCUUCCCAAUAUGUCUUUAUCCACUCAUUUAACUGCCCAGACUAGCGGUUGGCAAAAUUUACCUCCUAAUCUGAGUCCUUCUGCAGAAUAUGAUGGGAGACCAGCAAAACAUCAUAACAUAGCUCGUUCUCAUUCUGAGAGUCCAUCUAGAUUGCCAAUCAAUAGAUCAGGAACAUGGAAGCGUGAACAUAGUAAGCAUUCCUCAUCACUUCCUCGUGUAAGCACUUGGCGAAGAACUGGAAGUUCUUCCUCAAUUCUGUCAGCUUCUUCAGAAUCCAGUGAAAAGGCAAAAAGUGAAGAUGAAAAGCAACAUGGAAGUUCUAUUUCUAGACACAAACAAAGUAAAGAAAGUCAAGCACCAGCAAAAGGUACUUGGAGAAAAAUAAAAGAAAAUGAAAUUCCUCAAAUAAAGAAUGAUCCACAGUAUUCUUCCUCAGGUGCAACAAAUGACUCUGAUUCCAAACCUCUAAUUUAUCAGAUGGCACCAGCUGUCUCUAAGACAGAGGAUGUGUGGGUGAGGAUAGAGGACUGCCCUAUUAAUAAACCUCGAUCUGGAAGAUCCCCAACUAGAAAUACUCCCCCUGUUAUUGAUGGUGUUUCAGAGAAAGGGAGUGUGAAUGAUAAAGAUUCUAAAGAGAUUAAUGAAAAACAAAAUCCAGGGAAUGGAAAUGUUCCUGUUUGUACCAUUGGUUUAGAAAAUUGUCCAAACUCUUUCUUUCAGAUAGACAGUCCAGAUAAGAAAGGAACGGAAGCAAAACCUGUACAGAAUAAUCCUGUUCCUGCACCAGAAAAUAAUGAAAGUACUGUUAGUGAGCGUACACCAUUCAGUUCCAGUAGCUCAAGCAAACAUAACUCCCCCAGUGGUACUGUUGCAGCAAGAGUGACUCCUUUCAACUACAGUCCAAGUCCCAGGAAGAGUAGUGCGGACAACAGUUCUGCUCGGCCAUCACAAAUACCAACGCCAAUAAAUAACAGUACAAAGAAACGUGACUCAAAGACUGAAAAUACAGACUCCAGCAGAACUCAGAGCCCUAAACGUCAUUCUGGCUCUUACCUGGUGACUUCUGUUUAAGUAAAUAAAAAAAUAAAUGCAAUUGAUGUAUUAUAUACAGCAGCUAUUUAGAAAUUUUGUUUCAAAUGAAACUUUAAAAGAAUGGGUGUUGGUUUUAUUUGUUGUUUUUAUCUUUUGUAAAUAGGUUUGAUUCUUGUUAGGGGGUCCUUGUUCUGGAAGCCAUAUUUGAUAGUAUACUUUGUCUUCACCAGUAAUAUUUUGGAGGAAUGCCUAAUUGACAGCUUGGAAUAAAAUUGCUAAUGCAAUUAUAUUUGUACAGUAUGUUUUAUCAUAUUUAAUUAGCAUCCCAUCCCAUAAUCCUUUAAACAUUGCUUGUCUUGAAAUCAUGAGCAUUACAGAUAGAGAUGAUACAGUCAUAUUGCUUUAUCAAUUGUUUAUGGAUUACAGACUGACUAAAACUACAUCAGGGAAGAAUUGGUAUUAUUUAUGAAAAAAAGUAACUCAGUUUUAGUAUUUGUGAGUCCUUCUAACACAAUAAUUAAUCAUGUGGGUGUGAAAUUCACAGUACUGUGGUUUCUGCUGAACAAGUUUUCCCAGCCUGCUUUCCUUCAUGAAUAGAACUGAUCAUUCAUUUUCUGAACUAAUGAUUAACAUUUCUGUGGUCACAUAAUGUGCAUAGAUAGUUAUGGUGCAACAAUUUGCACUUUCUUUGUGCUCCACAAAAAAAUGGGCAACUGUGUAACUGUAAAACCUUGAACAAAAUUAUUUUACCUGAACUAGAUUUUAUCUUAAAGUAAGUAGAAUUUUUUUGCUAUGCUGUAACUUGUUAUAUAUUCUGGUACUUGAGGUGAGGUGACUGCUCUUCUGUUAAUGAGACAUGGGUGAUGUCUCAACAGAGACUAAAAUAAACAUUUCAGAAUAAAUUAUUACUAUAUGUAAAUAGUAUGUGUUACUUCUGCAUUACAUAAAAACGUAGUAUUUUAUUUUGAGAUGUCACCUUAUAAUGUGUUGUAUAAUGCACUUACACUUAAGGCCUGAUCCAGCAGAAUCUUGCACCUCCAAUAUUCACUCUUCUUUAUCACUGACAAAUGGCUGUUGUAGGAUGCUUAUACCCACUGCAGGAUCAGGCCCUAGGUCUUCUGUACUAUAUUUGCAAUUGAGACAGUUUCACACAUCUCAGGUGCAUAACAAGGCUAAAAGCAGGGUAUUUCCAGAAGCCAAGCAGUAUAAUUGUUUUCAUGACUGCAAGCCUGAAACAAUAUUGGAUUUUUUAAAAAGCACACUUUUGUUUUAUAAAUAUUACUUUUAAUUGGGGAAAAUAAUGUACAAUGUGAAAUAGUGACUAUAAGAUGAAACUUAAAUUUAUUUGAAAUCUUAAUGCAUUAUUUAUUUAUUUUUUAAAAAAUGAUCAAGGGAAAAUAUUGCAAAAAUCCUAUGACAAGAAAUGUGUUAUCAUAGUGGAAAAAGUUUUAUAUGGAAACCAGGACAUUUGCUGCCUCAGGCCUUUUUGAUGUGAAUAUGGUUUGUGCUAAAACCUUUAAAAAUAUAGCCUGAAUUUAGAUGAGAUUUGGGUCAAGGUAGAAACACUUAGGAGAUAACAUAACAUUUGCCAUUUUGUGCAUGAUUGAAUGAACCAUGAAAUGGUAUCUUAGUUUUGUUGUAUCUUAACUUGACUAUUCUAAAGUUAGCAUUCUAAAUAAUUGGUAAUCAGGUUUCAAAAUGCCCUGAUUUCAGGAAGCACUGAAAUAGAGCAAUUUAACUUUAUGGUAUCUUUAACACAAUUGCAGACUCUGUCACGUCUGUGGCUUUUGUACUUCAUCUGAUACUGAAAUGAAUCUAUUUUUAUCUUAAAUUCAGCAUAUGUCAUGCACUUUUUAUGAACAGAAAUGAGAUACUAUCAGCAGACAGAAAUCAAUUUAGAUUAGUUUAAAAGCCAAUACCAAAAUAUCUUUUUGGAAGAAGUGGUAUCUUAUUUGCUCUUUUGUUCUUUGUCUCCCAUCAAAUUUGCUUAUAGACGUGCCAUACUUCUGUAUCAUCUGGUGAAUCUGUAAACAAACAGCACUCCUCAUGUUAACAUUUAAAAUAUUUUCUAUAUAGUAGUCCUCACAAAACCUUUGAUAUGAAUGUUACUGUCCUUUUAAAGAUGAAAUAGAGACAGAGGGAGAUUAUGUGAUUUGUUCAAAGUCAAGACUUUGCAUUGGAGUAGAAUACAGAACACCAUCCCUGUGUUUAAAAUGCAAGAAAAUUUUUCUUAUAAGUGAUGUGAUUUUUUUUUGUGCUGGGUUUUUAACUAUUUAAUUUGAAGGUAUACCACAUAAUCCAGGAUUGUCAGUUAAUGUCAGCUUUACAUCUACAUCCUGUUGAUUUAAGACUUUAAAGUUAAAUUGAAUCCAUAUAAAGAAAUUCUGAUUUCAGUUUUAUAACGAAAUAAUUGUAUGUGUAUCAAACACCAGAAUGUCUUUGAAAAUUAUAAUGGCUUCUCUAGGUAGUCUUGGAGGUACUUCAUGAUCAUUAUAAUUGGGAAGUUUCUCUUAAUAUCCUCAUAACUAGCCUACAUUUGUAGCAAAGAUAGGUAAGUUAAACUUUCCAACUAUAAGGGUAGUAAAACACUAAAAUAUGCUUCCCAUGGGAGUUGUUAAAUUUUCAUUAUAGAAGUUUUAAGAGGUUUAGCAAACAUCUCUCAGGGAUGGACUUUAGUAUAUUUCAUAUUGCCUGUAUGCAGAGAGAUGGGCUUAGGUGACCUUUUGAAAUCCCUUCCAGACCUACAUUUCUCUGAUUCUAUAUCUAAAAUGCUUAGUAUGCAUUAAGAGCCUUUUUGAAUAUUUAAGGACAUCCAUGAUGUUUGAUUUAUGUUAGUGAUUAGGAUACAAAGUUAUGAUGCCUAAGAUUAAUGAUAGCCAUAUUUGGUUUAUGCUGCUAAAGAUUUACUCUUCUUCCUUAGUUUUAUUUCUAUGAAGUCACCACAGCAGGUGACAGGACAUUAUGUCAAGGCAAAAGGAGGAAAAGCAAGGAGCGAAGGAAACCAAGACUCAUUUUGCUGUUCUUCUGAGAUGCACUGCCUUUAUUUCUCUAGAUUUUGGCAGAACUUUUGCAAUUUGUAUGUAGACCUUUAGUUGUCCUUACCAUUUCCAGUACAUAUCAAACUUGGACUUGAAAAUCAGUUUAUACUUUAAAUAUAUUCAUAAAGCUGAUUUCAGACUGACAGCUUUGUCCUCUUGUGAAAACUGGAAACCUGACCUCCCCACAAAUUCUAAUUAGUUCAUUGUUUUAAAUGUACAUUCAUUUUAGUUUCUCUCUGGAAGUUACAUAAGUGUGCCAUAGUAAGGUUAUUGCUCAAUUUCUGUGAAAGCUCUUCUGACUAAAUAUUGCAGACUUGAAAAGGGAACUAAAACUAUCUAUAUUUUUCAUGUGCAAUUCUCUAUCAGAAUAUUUCCCCCUGUGAAAGCUUAAACAUAAUUCUCAAAACUCUUUCUCAGAGAUGCCAGCUUAGAUGCCAGGAUUUCCUGACAUGACUGGAAUAUUGUUUCAAGCAAGACUUGGCUUCAGAAUACAAAUAUAGUUUAUACUGUAUUCUUCAAUGUGGACUAUCUCUGAUAGCUUUGGGGAAGUUAAUUGUUGUGUCUUGGGCAAAGGGGAGAAAAGGAAAUAAUUGAUAAUUUCAGACUGUCAGCCAUACUUCCCCAGGGAUAUACUUUCAUAUCUUCUCCAAUAAAGUACAUAAACUGCGUAGGAAGGACAAUAACAUUUGUCUGCAAAUUAAUGAGAUUUUAUUUUUAAAGUAUAUCAGUAGGCCAUGAAACUGAAAAAACUUAUGUAUGCUAAUCUGACAGCUGAAUUCUUUGAUCUUCACUUCAGAAUAUUUCCUAGCUGUCUGUCUGUGUCCCCUCCCCAGUCAGAGGUAAGAGAAAUGGGGAUUACCAAGAAGAUAAUAAGCAGUUUAUUAAUAGAUGUCUUCGCUCUUUUUUAAGGGUAAAGACUGCAUGUUGUUUCUGAACUGAAGUAGCAGCUUACACUGUUGAAAGAAGUUUCCUUCUCUUUUCCCAUGCUCCUGGCUGCUCCUGCAGUCUGGCACUCGUCCGACCCUUCAGUGAGCCAAUUCAACUCUUACCUGACAGAAUUGGCAGGGGAAUUAGUGCUGCUUUAGUGCGUUGAAGUGCUGCCUGAGCCAGCAGAAAGAAGAUUGCAAACAGCUAGGACUGAUGGGAGGAGAGGGUGGGAUAGCUUCCUUUAUGGGUGGUGAGUGUUAUAUUGGAACAAACCAUUACAUGAAAUUUUAAACUGGUAUGCCAAGCUUCAGAACUGUUUUUCAUCCUUUUUGAGACAGCAAAAACAUAUUAAAGUUUUGGACUCGUAACUGUUGUUCACUCUGAACUGCCUAAUAGCCCCAAGCGCUUUGCAUUUAAACAUAUUAUGUUCCAGACAAGUCUUUAGCCUGGAAACUCUCACAAGUUUCUGCAGAAGUAUUAUGUUAAUCUAUAGUUUGUGUUCAUAGAAAAUAAAUUUUUCUUCAUCAAAACUUUCCAAAGGACCAAUUUUUCUACCAUAUAUAAACUUCUAGAUGACAAAUUUUAAAUUUGGAAUAUUGCAUCAAAUAAAAAGAUUUACUGCAACUAGUUGUUUUCUCAAAGAGGCUUGAAGGGGGGAAAACAUAUCCCUUCCCUAAUGAAGACAGUACUACUUUUAGGGAUGAUUUGGAAAAUGUUUAGGUGAACUCUUAGAAGCUCCUGUAUUCUCUUUUUACUAGAUGCCUCCCAAACUUUUUUCUCACCUAGCUCUCAUUAAAUAAUAUGAACAGCUGUAAGAGUGUUUCUAAAAUCCCAUGUAGACUUCCACCUAAACAUAACCUCAUAUACCUACUGUAAUGUCUUGCAGUCUCAUCCACCUGACAGCUUUGUUCUUGAUGAGAUGUGUGAUCCAGAUAAAGCUGUGAAUUAGAAGUGAAUUGUCAGUCAAUAAGCAGCCUGACUUCCUCCAAAUGCUUACAACUUUGAGGACUUUCUUGAUACCAAAUCACCCAAAUGUAUUCACUCUUUGCUUCCACAGCCAUGUCCUUUGCACUUUUAAGUAUAACCUGAAAAAAUGCUUAUGCUUUUUUUUUUUUCUCAUUUCAAAUCACAUAUAGAAACUUCAUCCCUGCUUCAUGGUUUCCUGUAUACAGAAUAACAGAUUGUAUCUGUAAAUGUGUUUAUAGAGAAUGUUAAUGUAGUUAAGGUUGAGUUUUUGGUCAAAGUGGUAAGUUGAUUGGUUAUGUGUUGUGUUUGGUUACAUAUUAGAAGUGCAAGGGAAUUUACAACAGUACUGUAGGUGUCUGAAUGAACUGGUAAUGUCCAGAUUAAUAUAAGGUGUGGUUUUAAUACCUAGGUUUUCUGCUGUCAACUUUCAGUCUACCAGAUGUGCUAUUUACUUAUUGGAAGACUGGGUAAUGCUUCUCUAGCAAAGUUUUGCAAGUGAUCUAUUUCUCAUGAAAUUUCCAAACAGUUCUGGGUUUAUGUGUUUAUGAAUUUCUGUCACUUCAAGAUUUGAGGAAACUCUUCUAAUUUUGCUGUUUGUGCAAGCAUCCUUUGCCUGAGUGGCUGUAGAAUUGCAAUUAGGAUAUUAUGAAGAUUUAGAGGGAGCUUGUUCACUCAGUGAAAUGCACUUCUGUCCAGAGUACAAUCCCAAGACCUACGUACAAACUGAAUAUCUCUUAUGCCCUACUUCUUGGUGGGAUUUAAGAUGCAUAAAGCUUGUGCUGGUUCUCUGCAAAGAAUUAAAUCAUCAUCCUCUGAGUUUGGAUGCAUUUUCCCACCUGUAAAUGUUGUUUCUCUUUAACAACUCAGCCCACAAUUCUUUCCUUUGGUUUUGUUGUUUGCUUCUGCCUGAGAUGCAUUACUGUUUAUAUCCUAACUCUGUAAUUAAUUCUUCUUUCAGCUAUUAUAAUGUAUUUUGUUUCACAGUAUACUAAUUCUGAAUUUAGUCUUGCUAUGCAUAACUUAUUUAUUACUUGCAGUGUUAUAUAAAAUUUCCUCUUGAUUGUA
Messenger RNA from Aquila chrysaetos chrysaetos, 14813 nucleotides. Its product is annotated as adenomatous polyposis coli protein-like. The record is from RefSeq and is a predicted model, not a curated record. Gene Ontology annotation, biological process: cell migration; positive regulation of protein catabolic process; negative regulation of canonical Wnt signaling pathway. Gene Ontology annotation, molecular function: gamma-catenin binding; microtubule binding; beta-catenin binding. NCBI's taxonomy places the organism in Eukaryota, Metazoa, Chordata, Aves, Accipitriformes, Accipitridae. Gene Ontology annotation, cellular component: catenin complex; beta-catenin destruction complex; cytoplasmic microtubule.